This is a messenger RNA of Biomphalaria glabrata, 1323 nucleotides long. RefSeq names its product homeobox-like protein HDP1. The transcript is spliced from 2 exons. The record is from RefSeq and is a predicted model, not a curated record. The coding region runs from base 1 to 1323 and encodes 440 amino acids. NCBI's taxonomy places the organism in Eukaryota, Metazoa, Mollusca, Gastropoda, Planorbidae.
AUGCCCUUAACACCCUCUCAGGUUUCCCUGACAGAUCCGCCUUUCUCCGGUCUGACCCCAACCCAAGCCGACGAACGUCUGGUUCGGUUGAACAAGUUGAACAAGUUGAACAGGUUGAAUAGGUUAAACAAGUUGAACAGGUUGAACAGGUUGAACAAGCUGAACAAGUUGAACAGGUUGAACAAGUUGAACAGGUUGAACAAGUUAAACAAGUUGAACAGGUUGAACAGGUUGAACAAGUUGAACAGGUUGAACAAGUUGAACAGGUUGAACAGGUUGAACAGGUUGAACAAGCUGAACAAGUUGAACAGGUUGAACAAGUUGAACAGGUUGAACAAGUUGAACAAGUUGAACAGGUUGAACAAGUUGAACAAGUUGAACAGGUUGAACAAGUUGAAAUGGUUUAACAAGCUGAACAAGUUGAACAAGUUGAACAGGUUGAACAAGUUGAACAGGUUGAACAGGUUGAACAAGUUGAACAGGUUGAACAAGUUAAACAAGUUGAACAGGUUGAACAGGUUGAACAGGUUGAACAAGCUGAACAAGUUGAACAGGUUGAACAAGUUGAACAGGUUGAACAAGUUGAACAAGUUGAACAGGUUGAACAAGUUGAACAAGUUGAACAGGUUGAACAAGUUGAAAUGGUUGAACAAGUUGAACAAGUUGAACAAGUUGAACAAGUUGAACAAGCUGAACAAGUUGAAAUGGUUGAACAAGCUGAACAAGUUGAACAAGUUGAACAGGUUGAACAAGUUGAACAAGUUGAACAGGUUGAACAAGUUGAACAGGUUGAACAAGUUAAACAAGUUGAACAGGUUGAACAGGUUGAACAAGUUGAACAGGUUGAACAAGUUGAACAGGUUGAACAGGUUGAACAGGUUGAACAGGUUGAACAAGCUGAACAAGUUGAACAGGUUGAACAAGUUGAACAGGUUGAACAAGUUGAACAAGUUGAACAGGUUGAACAAGUUGAACAAGUUGAACAGGUUGAACAAGUUGAAAUGGUUGAACAAGCUGAACAAGUUGAACAAGUUGAACAAGUUGAACAAGCUGAACAAGUUGAACAGGUUGAACAAGUUGAACAGGUUGAACAAGUUGAACAGGUUGAACAAGUUGAACAGGUUGAACAGGUUGAACAAGUUGAACAAGUUGAACAGGUUGAACAAGUUGAACAGGUUGAACAGGUUGAACAGGUUGAACAGGUUGAACAAGUUGAACAGGUUGAACAAGUUGAACAAGUUGAACAGGUUGAACAAGUUGAACAAAUGGAGGAAUAGAAACGGAACAGUGUUUAUAGUGUUCAUGAAGAUUAAAUUAAAUUAA